CCCAAGAUGCUUGGGAAUUUCUUAUAUAACCAAAAUUUCAUAUCCUUCAAUGCAUGUGCUGCCCAGUUAGGCUGCUUUCUCACAUUUAUGGUAUCAGAGUGCUUGCUCCUGGCUUCCAUGGCAUAUGAUAGAUAUGCAGCCAUUUGUAACCCUCUACUGUAUAUGGUCACAAUGUCCCCUGGAAUCUGCAUUCAGCUUGUAGUUGUGCCUUAUAGCUAUAGCUUCCUCAUGGCAUUGAUUCACACUCUUCUAACCUUUCGCCUAUCCUACUGCCAUUCCAAUAUCAUCAAUCACUUCUACUGUGAUGACAUGCCUCUUCUCAGGCUAACUUGCUCAGACACUCACUACAAGCAGAUGUCUAUUUUGGCCUGUGCCGGAAUCACAUUUAUUUCUUCUGUUCUGAUUGUGUCUGUAUCUUACAUGUUCAUUAUUUCUGCCAUUCUGAGGAUGCACUCAGCUGAAGGAAGACGUAAAGCCUUUUCCACCUGCAGCUCUCACAUGAUGGCUGUGAGCAUAUUCUAUGGAACUCUAAUCUUUAUGUACUUGCAGCCGAGUUCUGACCACUCUCUUGAUACAGAUAAGAUGGCCUCUGUCUUCUACACAGUGAUCAUCCCCAUGUUGAACCCUUUGAUCUACAGUCUCAGGAAUAAGGAUGUGAAAGAUGCCCUGAAGAGAAUCAUGGACAAUAGAAACCAGACUUCUAUAUUUAGAGAACUAAGGAAAUGA
This is a messenger RNA of Grammomys surdaster, 726 nucleotides long. RefSeq names its product olfactory receptor 8U8-like. Gene Ontology annotation, molecular function: G protein-coupled receptor activity; odorant binding; olfactory receptor activity. The record is from RefSeq and is a predicted model, not a curated record. Lineage: Eukaryota; Metazoa; Chordata; Mammalia; Rodentia; Muridae. The annotation marks the transcript as partial. Gene Ontology annotation, cellular component: membrane. Gene Ontology annotation, biological process: G protein-coupled receptor signaling pathway; sensory perception of smell. The transcript has a single exon.